AUGUCCGAAAAAUUGUGCCUAACAAUAAACGACAGCAAUGAUCCCAGCUAUACCGGCCUGGUCCUACCUUACCGAGUUAUCUGCCGGCAGAGAUACAGGCGGGCGGGCGUACUCCAGAGAAGGCAGUUCAUAAAAGAAAUUAAGGACCACGAACUUUUGCAGACACAGGCCCUGCACGGCGUGAGGAUCCACAGGGAGUUCUGCAACGCGAACCUCUGCGCGCCUCGCAUCGAGGACAUGGUCAAGCUUACGAAUCAGCAGAAGCGAAAAAUAGAAGAGAUCCUGAAGUAG
Anoplophora glabripennis (Asian longhorned beetle) is the source of this 291-nucleotide messenger RNA. RefSeq lists its product as uncharacterized. NCBI's taxonomy places the organism in Eukaryota, Metazoa, Arthropoda, Insecta, Coleoptera, Cerambycidae. The transcript has 2 exons. The record is from RefSeq and is a predicted model, not a curated record. Bases 1 to 291 code for a protein of 96 amino acids.